GGGCCCACAGCAGCGACCGCGUCGCGGCCAUGAGUGAGGCAGAAGUGAAUCCCAAAGCUUACCCGCUGGCGGAUGCACAGCUCACCAAAACGCUGCUGGAUCUUGUGCAGCAAUCCUGCAACUAUAAGCAGCUACGCAAGGGAGCCAAUGAAGCCACCAAAACACUGAACAGAGGGAUAGCAGAGUUCAUUGUGAUGGCAGCAGAUGCGGAGCCCUUGGAGAUCAUCCUGCACCUCCCUCUUCUCUGCGAGGACAAGAACGUACCCUACGUGUUUGUGCGCUCCAAGCAAGCCCUGGGCCGGGCAUGCGGCGUUUCCCGGCCUGUCAUCGCCUGCUCCAUCACCAUCAAGGAGGGAUCACAGCUAAAGCCUCAGAUCCAGUCUGUACAGCAAGCUAUCGAAAGACUGUUGGUCUAAGUGCCCAUGAGUGUGUGUGUGUGUGUGUGAAAUAGGAAAGUGCAAAUUAGGGAAAAUUAAUGUUUAGCUUCAGUUGAGAUGAUAGUUUUGAUAUCAAUGUUUCAUUUCAAAAUGCCACAUUUUUGUUUAAUAAUGGCUUAAUUCUUAGUGUUUCCGCCUCCAAUCCCCCCGCUUUCCUAUUAUUCCACUCCAACACAUUCUCGUAUUAUUACUUCUUGAAAAGUGACUGUACAACUGUGUUUCCUGUUUUAUGUUUAAAAGGAGGACAGAAAAAAAAGUCCCCCUCUUGUCUUCCUGUCUGCCUGCUCAGGGCUUUUUUAACCCACCCGUCAGCUUUCUCUGUGUUGCAGUAUUUCUGCUAAGCUUGAGCCUCCAGCAGGUGUGAGUAAUUCUUGCGUUUCUGAACGGUUUAGGCUACUGAGAAGGUUCCCUGUGUUCAGGCUGCUGGAGUCAGUAGGUGAUGGAGCAGCACAGGCGGGUGUAAGGCAGGCAGCAGCUACUGUGUAGCAGCAGAUGGAGCCAAGAUCAGCACAGCCCUUGUUCUUGAAACCAGACAAGAGACUUCUUCUGUUAAGAGAUGCACUGGGAGCAGAAAACUUGUGGCAGUACGCAAGGGGAACACUCUUACCUUGAUUAUUUUUAAAUACUGACUUUUUAAGAAAAAAAUUUUAAAAUGCUGUAAAGCUGCA
This is a messenger RNA of Taeniopygia guttata (zebra finch), 1105 nucleotides long. RefSeq names its product small nuclear ribonucleoprotein 13 (gene SNU13). The record is from RefSeq and is marked provisional. Gene Ontology annotation, cellular component: nucleolus; ribonucleoprotein complex. Lineage: Eukaryota; Metazoa; Chordata; Aves; Passeriformes; Estrildidae. Gene Ontology annotation, biological process: ribosome biogenesis. Gene Ontology annotation, molecular function: RNA binding.